AUGCUGGCCUUCAUCAGUACUGAUUCCGAGACAAUAGGCGCGGGGGCCGGAGGCAUUGCCAGCGCUGCCAGGCUUGCCAAAGCCGGUUUCCGAGUAACUGUACUUGAGAAAAACGACCAUACUGGUGGACGCUGCAGCUUGAUAUACGACGACGGCUACCGGUUCGAUCAAGGCCCUUCUCUCCUCCUGCUGCCCGACCUGUUCGAGGAAACCUUUCGCGAUCUGGAUACGUCUCUCGAGGCCGAAGGGGUCGAGUUGCUCAAAUGCGAGCCCAACUACAAUGUCUGGUUCGGCGACGGGGAGUGCAUCGAGCUGUCCACGGAUGUUGCCAGGAUGAAGAAGACGAUCGAGCGUUGGGAAGGGAAAGAAGGUUUCGAGAGAUACCUCGCUUGGAUGAAGGAGGCCCACGUCCACUACGAGGCUAGUGUCGUUCAUGUGCUGAGGAAGAACUUUUCCACAAUCUGGGCGAUGGCUCGUCCGAGCUUCUUGCCCUACCUCCUGGCCUUGCACCCUUUCGAGAGCAUCUGGAAUCGGGCAGCGCGAUAUUUCCUGACGGAGCGACUGAGGAGAGCAUUCACUUUUGGAAGCAUGUAUAUGGGCAUGAGUCCCUUUGAAGCUCCUGGCACCUACAGCCUGCUCCAGUAUACUGAGCUGGCGGAAGGCAUAUGGUAUCCAAGAGGCGGGUUUCAUCAAGUCUUGGACGCUUUGGUCAGAGUUGGGCAGCGUCUCGGAGUCGAGUACAGACUGUCGACACCAGUCGCUCGGGUGAACAUCGAUGGAUAUUCCCAACGCGCGACGGGCGUCACGCUGGCUUCUGGAGAAGUUGUGACCGCCGAUAUCGUCUUGGUCAAUGCCGAUCUCGUCUACGCCUACAACGAGUUGCUACCCCCUUCUCAUCAAGCAACAACAUUGUCGAAGAAACCGGCUUCAUGUUCCAGUAUCUCAUUCUACUGGUCAAUGGACAAGGUGGUCCCUGAACUCCACACGCACAACGUCUUCUUGGCAGAUGACUACCAAGACAGCUUCGACGACAUCUUCAAGCGACAGCAGAUUCCCAAAGAACCCUCAUUCUACGUCAAUGUGCCCUCGCGCGUCGACCCCAGCGCCGCUCCCAAGGAUCGAGACAGCGUGGUGGUGCUCGUCCCAUGUGGUCAUCUACUGGAGGGAGAGGCUGGCGGGGGACUCAACCCGCACAGCGCACAAGAUUGGCAGGCCAUGGUUACGAGAGCUCGGCAUGCAGUGUUCGAAACGAUCCGCCUCCGGACAGGUGCCGAUCUUCAAUCCCACGUGGCUCACGAGAUAAUCAAUACGCCGAGCACGUGGAAGGACAGGUUCAAUCUUGACCGGGGAGCCAUUCUUGGAUUGAGCCACUCGUUCUUCAAUGUGCUCAGCUUCAGGCCAGGAACGAAGCACACGGCAAUAGGGGGGGUGUACUUUGUUGGAGCCAGCACCCACCCGGGAACAGGAGUGCCGAUUGUGCUGGCUGGGAGCAAGAUCACAACCGAACAAAUACUCGAUGACCUUGGUAUGAUCAAGCCAUGGUCUCCAGGCACUCACAGGACGAGGGUGGUAAGCGAUCUGGACAAGUGGGGAAAGCGACCUCUGGAUCUGGUGCACACCCUCAUUGCCAUGUUCUUUGCGUUGUUGGUGGUGCUUAUGCUUGCAGCUAGAUGA
This is a messenger RNA of Cladophialophora immunda, 1674 nucleotides long. RefSeq lists its product as uncharacterized. The transcript is spliced from 3 exons. Bases 1 to 1674 code for a protein of 557 amino acids. Gene Ontology annotation, molecular function: oxidoreductase activity. NCBI's taxonomy places the organism in Eukaryota, Fungi, Ascomycota, Eurotiomycetes, Chaetothyriales, Herpotrichiellaceae. Gene Ontology annotation, biological process: carotenoid biosynthetic process. The record is from RefSeq and is a predicted model, not a curated record.